GGCGGAGCCAGCCGCGGAGGAGGAAAGGAGGAGGAGCGGGUGAGAGGUCGGCCAGCUCCGGUCGCCCAUAGAGACGGAGGAGUCCCGAGUGGCGAGGAGGGCGGAGGCGUGUGGGGGGCGCCGAGAAGGGACCCGCGGACGGGAAACAGGGUGUCAAGUCAAACUUACAUGAACCAGGAUCUAUGCCGCAUAUCCACCGCUGAGGGAGUGCAGACAGCAUCGCCUAGUAGCCUUGGCGGUUUUGCUCAUACACACCUUUUCAUGGCAAGGAGGAAUAGAAAGAUUUGCCAAAGGCCAAAUACACUAUUCGUGACGGAAAAAGGAUUGGAAGCUAGAUUACCUAAUAUUUGGUGCUUUAAAAGCCAGCGUGUCCCUGUUCUUUGAAGCAAAGCAACCCAUUGUGUUUUCUUAACAGUGUUUGGAAGAGUUCACCGAGAAUGUCUAGCAAAACGUCUGGCACCACAAACAACAUAGCUCAAGCAAGAAGAACUGUUCAGCAGUUGAGAAUAGAAGCAUCUAUAGAAAGGAUAAAGGUGUCGAAGGCAUCAGCAGAUCUAAUGUGCUAUUGCGAGGAACAUGCCAGGAAGGAUCCUUUACUAAUGGGCAUACCUGCUUCAGAAAAUCCCUUCAAGGAUAAAAAAACCUGCAUUAUUCUAUAGGCAAAGCAGCAAAAUGCCUUCAAAACCUCCCCCUGCAAAACCAACCUAGCCAAUUCUUAGAGAAGUAACCUGAGGGUCACCUGGUAGCCAUUGCAUAAAACAGCAACUUAUUUCCACCUUGUGUAUGAAUGAACUUUUAAGUUUCCUUGAAUGUUUGUUUUUCCCAUCCUUAAUGCCAGGCACACGGUUCUAAAAGUUACUUCUUGCAAAAAUGGAAGGGUUCUACAAAUGUUGUUAGGCAUGGAUUCUGUUGGCUUUGCUGGGCUGGGCUGGGCUGGGCUGGGUUGGGCUUGAUUUUAAAAUGUAGUGAGUGUUCACAGAUCCAAGGAUUGAACUAUCAAGACCAAAGUUGCCUGAGCUUCAUUUACAGAGUAGUGAGGUAGACAAGCGUAGAGUGCUAAUCAAGCUUUUUUUUUUUUUUGCAUUUGAUUUGAUACCAGUGUGUACCUUGUAUAUGUAAAUGGAGUCUAGAUCUAGGGUGUAUGCAUAUGUUCGUUUAGAUGUAUAGACACAUUCCAAAGUGCAUUCUUUUAAGCGCACUCUUCAGACUUCAUUGCUGCGUUUAUUGAUAGGAUUUCUGCACUUCAUGCUUUCACUAUUUAGUAUAUCUUAAGCUUUCGACAAUGUCUUAAAAACCUACACAUUUGUACAUACUAUAAAUUCUGGUUCUCAGCAUAGCUUUGAAAAGUGACGUCUAUUGCCUUUAAGCUAUCUUUUAUUUCCACUGAAAUGUAGACUACACUAAAUUCAGAUUGAUUGUGAUAAUGGUGUCUAAAAAUUUCUCCUCCCUUUCUUUUUGUCUUUAAGAGGAAUUCUGUCCUUUCCUUUCCUACACAAUUUCUAAUGGAACUGAUUUUUGGAAGCUUUCAGGCUUUUUUCAGUUUGAUCCACAAAUUUACAUUUCAUAAAUGUCAAGCAAUCACUAAAUAGGAAGAGAGACUCUGAGUGAAAUCUAUGGUGCUACUGCUUCUGCACAAGACCUAUUAAAAUCAAUGGUUGUGCUAAAUGAAUGCUUGAAGGAUUAUAGCAAUUCUCAGCAGCAGCUAAUCCCUUGUAUAUGUUAACAUU
Molecule: messenger RNA, 1727 nt
Organism: Ahaetulla prasina
Lineage: Eukaryota; Metazoa; Chordata; Lepidosauria; Squamata; Colubridae
Product: guanine nucleotide-binding protein G(I)/G(S)/G(O) subunit gamma-12
Exons: 5
Coding region: 438-659 (73 amino acids)
Biological process (GO): G protein-coupled receptor signaling pathway
Cellular component (GO): heterotrimeric G-protein complex
Molecular function (GO): G-protein beta-subunit binding
Source: RefSeq, a predicted model, not a curated record